Daucus carota subsp. sativus is the source of this 1484-nucleotide messenger RNA. Its product is annotated as omega-hydroxypalmitate O-feruloyl transferase. Gene Ontology annotation, molecular function: acyltransferase activity, transferring groups other than amino-acyl groups. Bases 26 to 1339 code for a protein of 437 amino acids. The transcript has 2 exons. NCBI's taxonomy places the organism in Eukaryota, Viridiplantae, Streptophyta, Magnoliopsida, Apiales, Apiaceae. The record is from RefSeq and is a predicted model, not a curated record.
GAUUUAAUUAAACAGAACAUUUCGAAUGGAUUCUUCAUCAGUCGAAGACAGUCCUCGUUAUUUCAAGAUUACGAAGUCCGAACCGGUGUUAGUUCAUGUGGAAAUAAAGUCUCCAUUUCCAGAAUACUAUUACUUGUCGAAUCUCGAUCAGAAUAUCACUUCAAUAAUGCAAACAGUGUUUUGUUUUAAGCCGGAUGGUGACAAGAAGAGCACAGAAGGAGUUGGACUUGUUAUAAGAGAAGCUUUGGCAAAAGUUCUGGUUUAUUUUUAUCCGCUUGCAGGGAACUUAACGCUCGGGAGUGAUGAGAAGCUUGUAGUGAAAUGCACGAACAGAGGUGUGCCGUUUGUCGAAGCUGUGGUGGACUACGAUAUCGAUGUCUUGGGGAAUGUGACGUGUCUGGAUUCUGCCAUGCUGAGCAAGCUUGUUCAUACAGAUUCUGCUGCAAGAGACAUGUUCGAAAUUCCCCUGAUGACUGCACAGGUAACAAGAUUCAAGUGCGGAGGAUUUGUGAUGGGAAUGACAAUGAACCAUUGCAUGGCCGAUGGAAUAUCAGCGAUGGAGUUCGUUAACUCAUGGAGCGAAAUAGCAAGAGGCUUAUCCCCGUCAAUCGUACCAGCUAUCGACAGAUCAGUCCUAAAAGCAAGACAACCUCCACGAAUUACUCGCGUGCACAAUGAGUUCUUGGAGAUAAAAGACAUAUCAAACAUUUCCGCGAAAUAUCAAGAAUCUGAGAUGGUUUACAAAGCAUUUAGCUUCGAUCAAGAGAAGCUAAUGAGGUUAAAGAAGUUGAUCAUGGAAGAUGGAACCAUCAAGAACUGCUCCACAUUUGUGGCCCUCACGGCCUUGUUGUGGCGUGCAAGAACUAAAGCUCUUAAGAUGAAACCUGACCAACAGCUCAAGCUUUUAUUUGCUGUUGAUGGAAGAUCAAGAUUGGUGAAUCCUCCCCUGCCAAAGGGCUAUUUUGGGAAUGGGAUCGUGCUAGCGUGUAGUGUGAGCAAUGCCGGAGAUUUGGUGAACAAGCCAUUGUCUUAUGCAGUGCAUCUUGUGCAAAAUGCUAUAAAGAUGGUGGAUGAUGAGUUCAUUAGGUCAGCAAUUGAUUACCUUGAAGUGAAGAAAGAAAAGCCAUCAUUAUCUGGCACUUUUCUGAUUACUACCUGGACUAGGCUUGCUUUCAACACCACAGACUUCGGGUGGGGAGAGCCGACUCAGUCAGGGUGUGUGACCUUACCGGAGAAAGAAGUAGCAUUGUUUCUCGCUGGUGGUGGAAACGGAACUACAGUGCUUACGGGAUUGCCAGUUAAUGCCAUGAAAUCAUUCCAAGAGCUCAUGCAAAUAUAAGUUAUAACGUACUUCCCCUAUAUUCUAAGAUUACACUCCAGGUGCCAUAAGCUUGAAGCUGUAAACAUAAAGCAAGUAUAAUUAUCUAGUUCCCAUUUAGCAUCACGCCACGUGAAAAUACAAUUAUACAAGAAAUUUACAUAGA